AUGGGUGACCGAGCAGAUGGUGCGGAAGCGUUCGAUGAUGCGGUCGAGGAGCGCGUCAUUAAUGAGGAGUACAAAAUCUGGAAGAAAAAUACUCCAUUCCUGUACGAUUUGGUCAUGACACACGCGCUCGAAUGGCCCUCACUAACCGCCCAAUGGCUGCCGGAUGUGACGAAACCGGAGGGGAAGGAUUACUCGGUGCACCGGCUCAUUCUGGGUACGCACACAUCGGACGAGCAGAACCAUCUACUGAUCGCGAGUGUUCAGUUGCCGAACGAGGACGCACAGUUCGAUACGGGGCACUACGAUAACGAGAAGGGCGAGUUUGGUGGGUUCGGUUCGGUGUCGGGAAAGAUCGAAAUCGAGAUAAAAAUCAACCACGAAGGUGAAGUUAAUCGUGCCCGGUACAUGCCACAGAAUCCGUGUGUGAUUGCCACGAAAACUCCGUCGAGCGAUGUGCUCGUGUUUGAUUACACGAAGCAUCCGAGCAAACCAGAACCGAGCGGCGAAUGUCAUCCGGAUCUGCGGCUGCGUGGUCACCAGAAGGAGGGUUACGGGUUGUCGUGGAACCCGAACCUGAACGGGUAUUUGCUGUCGGCCAGUGAUGAUCAUACCAUCUGCCUGUGGGACAUUAACGCCACACCGAAAGAGCAUCGGUUGAUCGAUGCGAAGAAUAUCUUUACCGGACAUACAGCGGUGGUGGAGGAUGUCGCUUGGCAUUUGUUGCAUGAAUCACUGUUCGGGUCGGUGGCCGAUGAUCAGAAGCUGAUGAUAUGGGAUACGCGCUGCAACAACACCUCGAAACCGUCUCACACGGUUGACGCUCAUACGGCCGAAGUGAACUGUCUCAGCUUCAAUCCCUAUUCCGAGUUUAUACUGGCAACCGGAUCUGCCGACAAGACGGUUGCGCUGUGGGAUUUGCGCAAUCUGAAGCUGAAGUUACACUCGUUUGAAUCGCAUAGAGAUGAAAUUUUCCAGGUCCAAUGGUCACCGCACAAUGAAACCAUUCUCGCUUCGUCCGGCACGGAUCGCCGGCUCCACGUCUGGGACCUGUCGAAGAUCGGCGAGGAACAGAGUGCGGAAGAUGCGGAAGACGGACCGCCGGAAUUGUUGUUCAUCCACGGUGGCCACACGGCAAAGAUAUCCGACUUCUCGUGGAAUCCGAACGAACCGUGGGUUAUUUGUUCGGUGUCGGAAGAUAACAUUAUGCAGGUGUGGCAAAUGGCGGAAAACAUGUACAACGAUGAGGAUCCGGAUGUGCCGGCGAGCGAAAUCGAGGGUGGUGCACCGUGA
Anopheles marshallii is the source of this 1290-nucleotide messenger RNA. It is a transcript of the gene Caf1-55, whose product is annotated as chromatin assembly factor 1 p55 subunit. Gene Ontology annotation, biological process: regulation of gene expression. The coding region runs from base 1 to 1290 and encodes 429 amino acids. NCBI's taxonomy places the organism in Eukaryota, Metazoa, Arthropoda, Insecta, Diptera, Culicidae. The transcript is spliced from 2 exons. The record is from RefSeq and is a predicted model, not a curated record. Gene Ontology annotation, molecular function: histone binding. Gene Ontology annotation, cellular component: nucleus; NuRD complex; ESC/E(Z) complex.